Molecule: messenger RNA, 1506 nt
Organism: Tigriopus californicus
Lineage: Eukaryota; Metazoa; Arthropoda; Copepoda; Harpacticoida; Harpacticidae
Gene: ND-39
Product: NADH dehydrogenase [ubiquinone] 1 alpha subcomplex subunit 9, mitochondrial-like
Exons: 7
Coding region: 84-1409 (441 amino acids)
Cellular component (GO): mitochondrion
Molecular function (GO): protein-containing complex binding
Source: RefSeq, a predicted model, not a curated record
AACCUUCCCAUUGCCUGUCUGUAAAAAGUAGACUAGCCCAAGUGUUUGCUCAGACAUGAACAGAUUGUUUUGCUAACAAGAAGAUGGCGACUUGUUCAGUCUCCAAAACCGUGCAAACCCUCGGACAAUCGUUCCACAAGUUGGCCACGCCCACUUUGGGUAGUUCGGGCCCGGGUUUCACUGCCCAGUUCUCCUCCACCUCGGUUGAUUCUGCGGCCAAGGAUGUGUCCACUGACUUCAAGGGUGCGGCCCGUUUGGCCUCACUGAAGAAAGGCCCGGGCUUUCGGUCUUCGUUUUCCGGUACCGUGGCCACGGUCUUUGGGGCCACGGGCCUGGUUGGACGCACUGUAUGCAACCGCCUAGGCAAGAUUGGGAGUCAGAUGGUCAUUCCGUACCACAAGGAUCACUAUUCAUUUAUGCGAUUGAAAGUGUGCGGUGACCUCGGCCAAGUGUUGUUCACGCCUUACUAUCUAAAGGACGAAGAGUCCAUCCGCAAGGCCAUAAAGCACUCCAAUGUGGUCAUCAACCUGGUUGGAAGACAAUGGGAGACCCGAAACUUCUCCUUUCAUGAGGUCAAUGUGGAGGGUCCGGCUCGUUUGGCCAGAAUCGCCCGCGAAAUGGGAGUCAAGCGAUUCAUUCACAUCUCGGAUAUCAACGCCAGAGAAAACCCCAAGUCCUUAUUUCUACCCGGAGGAUCCAAAUAUCUGCGAACCAAAUGGUUGGGAGAACAACGCGUUCUGGAGGAGUUCCCCGAUGCCACCAUCUUCAGACCCACAGAGAUGUUUGGACCUGGGGAUUCCUACUUGAGUUACUACUUUUCUUUGGGGCGAUUGCAGUACCGCGUCAAUUUGCCUUUAUGGAAGAAAGGCGAGGAGACCGUAAAAGCUCCUUUGUACUAUUCCGAUUUGGGACAAGCCAUCGUGAACUCCAUCUCCAAUCCCAGUGCUAAAGGGAAUAUCUAUGAAGCCUAUGGUCCGGAAAGGUUCUUACUAUCCGAGCUGAUGGACUAUACUUUUGCCCUGGCUGAGCGUGACUACCAAGAGUUUGGAUACAAACGAGUGGAUUUGCGAUUCCGGCCUUUGUUUUUGGCCAAGGCCAAGAUGAUGGAGAUGCUUCCCCUUGGGGUCAAAUAUUUUGGUGGAAACACUCUGGAACGAUUGGACCGGAGUUGUUUAAGUGACGAGGUUCUGGGAUUGGAUAACCUCGAGGAUUUGGGCGUCAACCCAGUGAAUAUUCGAGUCCCCUUGAAAUAUGAGUGUGACGUGUACCGCUACUUUGCCCAUUACGUCCCGGAAACCAUUGCAGAUGAGCUCCCAAUUCCGCCCCUUGAGCCCAUCUCCACCAUUGAAGAGAGGAAACUUCAAAUGAAGGACGAAGUUAAUCCCUUGAAACUGUUGGGAUUGGCUUGAACGGGACAUUCUUCUGCCGUAGUGAGAUAACAUAACCAACAUUGAAUUUAUCUGGAAUGAGAGAAACCAAUAAUGAAUAAAGUUUGACUCUCAAUCU